GCCCGCCCCCAGCGGCAGGGAAGCGGAAGCGAAUGCCGUGCGGCGCCGGAAGUUGCUCUGCCUUUCCGGUGCGGGCGGCGUGCUCGGUCCGGCCGCGGGAGCCUCCGCCGCCAUGAGCGUCCCGGCUUUUAUCGACAUCACGGAAGAGGAUCAGGCUGCAGAACUUCGAGCUUACCUGAAAUCCAAAGGAGCAGAAAUCUCUGAAGAAAACGCUGAAGGUGGACUUCAUGUGGAUUUGGCACAGAUUAUUGAAGUGUGUGAUGUGUGCCUGAAAGAGGAUGACAAAGAUGUUGAGAGUGUAAUGAACAGUGUAGUCUCUUUGCUUCUUAUCCUGGAACCUGACAAACAAGAAGCGCUGAUUGAAAGCCUGUGUGAGAAGUUAGUAAAAUUUCGGGAAGGAGAGCGCCCAUCUCUUAGAUUGCAGCUACUGAGCAAUCUCUUCCACGGCAUGGAUAAGAACACUCCUGUGAGAUACACAGUGUACUGCAGCCUUCUUAAAGUGGCCUCUUCAUGUGGUGCCAUCCAGUACAUUCCAACUGAACUAGAUCAGGUCCGAAAAUGGAUUUCUGACUGGAAUCUUGGCACAGAGAAAAAGCAUACUCUUCUGAGACUGCUAUAUGAUGUCCUAGUAGACUGCAAAAAAAGUGACACUGCAGCAAAAGUAAUGGUGGAACUACUGGGAAGUUACACAGAGGACAAUGCUUCCCAGGCGAGAGUUGAUGCUCACAGAUGUAUUGUACGAGCACUGAAGGAUCCAAAUACCUUUCUCUUUGAUCAUCUUCUUGCCUUAAAACCAGUCAAAUUUUUGGAAGGAGAACUUAUUCAUGAUCUUUUGACAAUUUUUGUAAGUGCUAAACUAGCAUCCUAUGUCAAGUUUUACCAGAACAACAAAGACUUCAUUGACUCCCUUGGCUUGUUGCACGAACACAAUAUGGCAAAAAUGAGGCUACUCACUUUCAUGGGAAUGGCUGUAGAGAGUAAAGAAAUAUCAUUUGACACAAUGCAACAGGAACUUCAGAUUGGUGCUGAUGACGUAGAAGCAUUUGUUAUUGAUGCUGUAAAGACAAAGAUGGUAUACUGCAAAAUAGAUCAGACACAGAGGAAAGUAGUUGUCAGUCACAGCACACAUCGGACUUUUGGGAAGCAGCAAUGGCAGCAAUUGUAUGACACUCUAAACACCUGGAAACAAAAUUUGAAUCAAGUGAAAAACAGUCUCCUCAGUCUCUCAGACACCUAAAAUUUUUUUUUGACCUAGUAAUGUCACUAUAGAUGAAAUUUAUUCAAAACUUUGACAAUUUGUGAAUGUUUCCAAAAUGUAUACAAUUGGUUUAAAGAAGCUGAAUAUUCUAAAUUGCAACACAAAAAAGCAAUAAAACAAAUAUGGGAAAA
Messenger RNA from Grus americana (Whooping crane), 1389 nucleotides. It is a transcript of the gene EIF3M, whose product is annotated as eukaryotic translation initiation factor 3 subunit M. Gene Ontology annotation, molecular function: translation initiation factor activity. Gene Ontology annotation, cellular component: eukaryotic translation initiation factor 3 complex; cytoplasm. NCBI's taxonomy places the organism in Eukaryota, Metazoa, Chordata, Aves, Gruiformes, Gruidae. Gene Ontology annotation, biological process: cytoplasmic translational initiation. The record is from RefSeq and is a predicted model, not a curated record. The coding region runs from base 113 to 1237 and encodes 374 amino acids. The transcript has 11 exons.